Molecule: messenger RNA, 259 nt
Organism: Funneliformis geosporum
Lineage: Eukaryota; Fungi; Glomeromycota; Glomeromycetes; Glomerales; Glomeraceae
Source: the annotation of a GenBank genome assembly
AUGGAAAAUAAUACAAAUACACAAGUAAAUAACCAAAAACAAGAAGAUGCUAUAACUGUUGAAGUUGAAGAAUUAAGAAAUGAGUAUGAUCAAUAUUUGAAAAAUUGUGAAGAUUCUAGUGAAGAAAUUAUUGGGGAUUUAAAGAUUAAUGAAGAAGUAGCCAAACAAAUAAGAAAUUUAGAGAACGCUUAUUGUUCUAAAGUUUCUGCUUUUCGGGACAAACAUCUUCAUUCUUAUUAUUGUUUACCUCAAGAAAAAC